AUGUUAUCACAAAUGUUGCCUUCGGAAAGAAUUAAAACGUUCAAGAAAGUUCUGAGUGCAGGACGAGGAAAAGUUCCAGAAUUCAAAACUGGCACCAAAGUAAUAUUUCAUUAUGAAACACUGAAACCAUUGGUAAAUGUGAAUAAGGAAGGAUUCCCAGAUUCAAGAGAUAACUAUAAAUCGAUCGAUAGCACACGAAAGCCGUAUCCAGAUGGUUAUGGGAAGCCUUUGGAGUUAGUAUUUGGGAAGAAGUUUCAGUUACCAAUAUUUGAACGAUGCUUAGAAACAAUGCUGAUUGAUGAAAUCAGUCAGUUCGAUAUAGCUGCUUGUGAGCUUUAUCCAUAUCCAUCAGUUUCCCAGAAACUUCGAGAUAUAUCUAAAGAUGCCAUGAAUCCAGGCAGCAGAAACCAUCACCACGCACACUGUGCUGCGGCAAAGGAUUUCAUAAUGGAAUAUGAAGAUUUGAAUGAUCUGAUCAAAAACCCUCAGCCACUGCGGUUUAUCUUUCAUUUGUUGGUUGUUUUACAACCAGAAGAUUAUGAACCAGAUAGCUGGCAGUUAGAACCCGAUGAGAAAUUAGCAAGUGUCGCGAAAUUGAAAGAAUCUGGAAAUGAAUAUUUGCAAAAAGGUGAUUUUAUGAAUGCUUCACAGAAAUAUAGAGAAGCCCUAAGUCGCAUCGAUACUCUUUUGUUGCGUGAAAAGCCAGGUGAUCCUGAAUGGGUUGACCUUGAUAGGCAGAAUAUACCUCUGUUUUUGAAUCUUUGUCUUUGUUACUUGAAUUGGAAACAGUAUUACGAAGCUAUUGAUGCUGCAACCGAAGUAUUGAAAAGGGACAAGUUGAAUGAAAAAGCACUAUAUAGGCGUGCGAAAGGACGAAUCGCUGUUUGGGAUCUAGAAAAGGCUGAAGAUGAUUUGAAAAUGCUUCAGCAGCAGUAUCCGAGUAAUGCAAAUUUGGUGAAAAUUGAGCUCGAACGAAUACAAUCACUUAUAAAAGAACGUGAAGAAAGUGCGAAGAAUACUUACAAGCAUAUGUUUAGAAAUGUUUAUUAA
Brugia malayi is the source of this 1050-nucleotide messenger RNA. It is a transcript of the gene Bma-aipr-1, whose product is annotated as peptidyl-prolyl cis-trans isomerase, FKBP-type family protein. The transcript is spliced from 7 exons. Gene Ontology annotation, cellular component: nascent polypeptide-associated complex; cytosol. The coding region runs from base 1 to 1050 and encodes 349 amino acids. Gene Ontology annotation, molecular function: peptidyl-prolyl cis-trans isomerase activity; protein binding. Lineage: Eukaryota; Metazoa; Nematoda; Chromadorea; Rhabditida; Onchocercidae. The record is from RefSeq and is a predicted model, not a curated record.